Candidula unifasciata is the source of this 488-nucleotide messenger RNA. NCBI's taxonomy places the organism in Eukaryota, Metazoa, Mollusca, Gastropoda, Stylommatophora, Geomitridae. The record is from the annotation of a GenBank genome assembly.
AUGUCUGUAACACCGACCUGCUAUAAUAUAUGCAUGGUCUCAGACUUUUUCUACCCAAAUAUGGGAGGAGUGGAAAGCCAUAUUUAUCAGCUGUCAUCUUGUCUGGUGGAAAGAGGACAUAAAGUGGUUAUAGUCACACACUGUUAUGGAGAUCGGAGUGGGGUUCGCUAUCUGGCAAAUGGAAUAAAGGUGUACUAUUUACCGUUCCCUCCUUUCUACAACCAGUGUGUGCUGCCGACGUUGUUUCUGACUCUGCCAUUAUUGAGAAACAUUUUUGUGCGUGAGAACAUCCAGAUUGUGCAUGGACAUUCUGCAUUCUCCACGUUGGGACAUGAAGCCAUGUUCCAUGCUAGAACUAUGGGCCUGCGGACAGUCUUCACAGAUCACAGCCUGUUUGGCUUUGCUGAUGCCAGCUCCAUCCUCACAAACAAGAUCCUGAACUUUUCACUGACAGAUUGCACACAUGUUAUUUGUGUGUCUCAUACUUG